AUGGCUGUUGCUAAUCGUGAAGUUGUAAAAACUAUAAAUAUGCAUAGCCACGAACCAUCUGCAGCUAAAGUAGCAGCGGAUAAAAUCGUUACAAAAAUUAAGAAAAGAGCUAUAGAAACACAAGAAUCGACAUUUCAAGUAAUUAACGAAUGUACCCAGUAUAGUGAUGUCACUUUUCAAGGAGCUCUCCUCAAUCAACAAGCGUUAAAGAAGCUAUAG
Macrosiphum euphorbiae (potato aphid) is the source of this 219-nucleotide messenger RNA. The record is from the annotation of a GenBank genome assembly. Lineage: Eukaryota; Metazoa; Arthropoda; Insecta; Hemiptera; Aphididae.